Drosophila eugracilis is the source of this 2771-nucleotide messenger RNA. It is a transcript of the gene ERR, whose product is annotated as steroid hormone receptor ERR2. Lineage: Eukaryota; Metazoa; Arthropoda; Insecta; Diptera; Drosophilidae. Gene Ontology annotation, molecular function: zinc ion binding; steroid binding; sequence-specific DNA binding. The transcript has 3 exons. The coding region runs from base 681 to 2162 and encodes 493 amino acids. Gene Ontology annotation, cellular component: nucleus. Gene Ontology annotation, biological process: regulation of DNA-templated transcription. The record is from RefSeq and is a predicted model, not a curated record.
UAUUUAAUAUGUUUGUUUAUAAUUACUCUUAGCUCACGAAACAGUUAUAUAUCUCUUGAAAAUAAAUUUAAAUAUUUGAUUUGAAAGGUUUUUUAGUUUUGAAUAAGAACCAGCGACUUCCGCUAUUAAUGAACUAGCAUUGUAAGCAGCCCUGUCCAGGUAUUCUAGUGAUCGCCAGCCCUAGUCAGGUCUGGUUCACACAAAAAAAAAAUAAAAUUACAUUUCCAUCCUUCGAAUAAGCAAAUAUCUUGGGUUUCCGCAAAAAGGGGAUGCAGAUAACAAAUAUCUACUAAGUAAUGUGAUGUGUGCCUGCGCAAAACGACAAUUCGUGCCUUUCUCCAGUGAAAAAUCGAAAUCCAGACGGACAAAAUCGAUGCAGAUGCUGUCUACAUUGCUCGACCAUUCUUAUGGAAAGUGCAAUUGAAUUGCUCUUCAAAAAGCCAUGAUGUUCAAGCCCCGUAACAAAAGCUGUGAAAACAACUAGUAAAUAAACACUGAAGACUCGAAUUUCGAAAGAUGCAUAAAAACGAAAACAAAAGCAAUAACAAGGUGCUCGAAUCGGACCAAAAUAAAUACAUACAGACUAUCGCGGAGGCCAAUAUGUAUUGACGUUGUUGCCGCGCUAAAGUAGAGCUGAUUACACAAAAGAUCCUCAAAAAUAUUUUAUUCAAGGCUCGAAUAUGUCCGACGGCGUCAGCAUCUUGCACAUAAAGCAGGAGGUGGACACUUCUUCAGCGGGCGGCGGACCCCCCUGCUUCAGUCCCAGCUCCAAAUCAACGGCCACUCAGAGUGGGACCAACGGCAUGAAGUCAUCACCCUCAGUUUCACCGGAGAGACAGCUCUGUAGCUCGACGACCUCCCUCUCCUGCGACCUGCAUAACGUAUCCCUAAGCAAUGACGGAGAUAGCCUAAAAGGAGGUGGAGCCGGCAGUGGAACUAGUGGUGGCGGUGGUGGAGGAGGAGGUGGAGGUACCAGUGGAGGAAACGCCAGCAAUGCAAGUGCCGGAACAGGAUCCGGAUCAGUUCGGGAUGAGCUUCGCAGGCUGUGUUUGGUUUGUGGGGAUGUGGCCAGUGGAUUCCAUUAUGGCGUCGCCAGCUGCGAGGCGUGCAAGGCAUUUUUUAAGCGCACCAUCCAGGGCAACAUUGAGUAUACCUGCCCGGCGAACAACGAGUGUGAAAUCAACAAGCGGAGACGCAAGGCCUGUCAGGCAUGUCGAUUUCAAAAGUGCCUGCUCAUGGGCAUGCUUAAGGAGGGCGUGCGUUUGGAUCGAGUGCGUGGUGGGCGGCAGAAAUACAGACGCAAUCCCGUUUCUAACUCAUACCAGACUAUGCAAUUGCUCUACCAAUCCAACACCACAUCGCUUUGCGAUGUAAAGAUCCUGGAGGUUCUCAACUCCUAUGAGCCAGAUGCGUUAAGCGUCCAAACGCCGCCACCGCAAGUGCAUACUACGACCAUUGCUAAUGAUGAAGCCUCAUCUUCCUCGGGCAGCAUCAAACUGGAAUCCAGCGUUGGAAUCACGCCAAAUGGGUCUUGCAUUUUCCAAAACAAUAAUAACAAUGAUCCCAAUGAGAUUCUGAGCGUUCUGAGCGACAUUUACGACAAGGAGUUGGUCAGUGUGAUUGGCUGGGCCAAACAGAUACCUGGAUUUAUAGAUCUGCCCCUUAAUGAUCAAAUGAAGCUACUCCAAGUGUCGUGGGCAGAGAUUCUUACUCUCCAACUGACCUUCCGGUCCUUACCGUUCAAUGGUAAACUAUGCUUCGCCACAGAUGUCUGGAUGGAUGAGCUAUUGGCUAAGGAGUGCGGCUACACGGAGUUCUACUACCACUGUGUACAGAUUGCGCAGCGCAUGGAGAGGAUUUCGCCACGGAGGGAGGAGUACUACCUGUUGAAAGCACUUCUUUUGGCCAACUGUGACAUCCUACUGGAUGACCAAAGUUCGUUGCGAGCAUUUCGCGAUACAAUUCUCAAUUCUCUUAACGAUGUUGUGUACUUGUUGCGACAUUCGUCAGCUGUGUCGCAUCAACAACAGUUGCUUCUGCUGCUGCCUUCGAUGCGGCAGGCUGAUGACAUCCUGAGGCGAUUCUGGCGGGGAAUUGCACGCGAUGAAGUCAUCACCAUGAAGAAACUCUUCCUCGAGAUGCUCGAGCCGCUAGCCAGGUGAAAAAGAUUAGGCGACCGGCCAACCUAGUUGAUCUAGCUGAUAAGCAAAGGUGCAAAUAUAGUCUUAAGUUGGACGUAUACUAACGUAUAUUAAGCGUAGGAUAAGCCAUGUACAUAGAUAGUAAAAUACUUGUCGGGUAAGAUUAGUUUGCAGAGAAAAACCUCUUUUUAAUGACCUACCAACUACAGCAACUCAAAACCCUACUUAAGCCUAGAAUCGGGCCAUUUUUACGAUGGAUACAGGCGCAAACCGGUGUUGUAUGUCUACCAUUUUAAAUGAGUCACAGUUCUCCAAUAUUUUGUUCAAUUCAAUUCUCACUGGUUUUGAUAUGCGGUUCAUAACCUGCUGAUGGUGUUUUUUAGUUUUAUGUAUCCCAGUGAUUUUAAUGAUUAUGUGGUACAUUUGCGGUCAAAUAAAAUAGCACCUUAAGUCCUUAUACAAUAAUUUAACAGAAUAUGUAAUAUUUGCAUAGCCCUUAAAGUUUUCCAUUUGUGUGGAAUUGUUUGAUAGUUAUCAGUUUUCUCUUGGUUUUCUAGUAAGGUUCACUUUAGGUCUUUAAAAACAAUUAUGUUAUUAAGUUCAUUUAAAUAAAUGUGAAAUUUUCAUAUA